Harmonia axyridis is the source of this 5525-nucleotide messenger RNA. RefSeq names its product intraflagellar transport protein 172 homolog (gene Oseg2). The record is from RefSeq and is a predicted model, not a curated record. The coding region runs from base 230 to 5440 and encodes 1736 amino acids. The transcript is spliced from 20 exons. Gene Ontology annotation, cellular component: intraciliary transport particle B; axoneme; ciliary basal body. Gene Ontology annotation, molecular function: protein binding. Gene Ontology annotation, biological process: intraciliary transport. NCBI's taxonomy places the organism in Eukaryota, Metazoa, Arthropoda, Insecta, Coleoptera, Coccinellidae.
AGUGAAGAAUAAACUAUUCAGUAUUUAAUUAAGAAUAUUGCUUUGAUUUAUUUUGUUCCUACUCUCUAUCUUUUCUAUUUGAGGUUAGAAUUCGAUGUUCUAAUGGUUUUGUAGACAUUUCUACAGGAAAACUUAAUCUGUUCUAACUGUCAAAAUAACUAGCAUAUUUUAAAAAGAAAAUGUCAAAAUUCGCAGCAUAACACUAAACGCUAAAGAUCGAAAAUGGCAAAUGAACCUGUAUUUACUUCAAAUUGACGUCAUCGAGACAGACGCAAAAAUAUGUUCGAUGUGUUGGUCCCCUAAUAAUAAAAAGCUCGCUGUUGCCACCAUCGAUAGAUACAUUUUACUUUUCGAUGAAAACGGCGAGAGAAAAGAUAAAUUUUCUACAAAACCGUUCAAUUCUGCGGCAGGGAAGAAAUCCUACAUAAUAAAAGGCAUAGCUUUCAGCCCUGAUUCCACAAAACUGGCAGUAGCACAGACAGACAACAUAGUAUAUGUUUAUAAGAUUGGAGAAAAUUGGGGCGAUAAAAAGGCUAUAUGCAACAAAUUCCCACAAUCCUCUCCAGUAACAUGUUUAACAUGGCUGAAUACAGGCCCAGUGAUAUGUGGCCUGGCUGAUGGCAAAGUUAGACAUCUGAUGAUGAAAAGCAACAAGUCUCAGAGCUUAUUCGCAUCUGAUAGUCUUGUGGUGUCUCUAGCCUCAAACUCCAAAGGUACUGGCUUCCUAUCAGGACACGCUGAUGGGAAUAUAAUCAGAUAUUUUGUAACUGCAGACCAAAACGGAGAAGACGCACAAGGAAGAGUAGUUUCUUACUCUGUACCACCAACGGCUUUGGCAUGGGCAAACGGAUACAUUUUUGCUGCUGGGUGCGACAUGAAAGUAUCUGUUUUUAAUAACAACGGAAAACUGGUGAAAGUAUUCGAUUACAUUAAGGAUUUCGAGCACGAAUUCACACAGGCAGCUAGUAGUCCAAGCGGUCAGGCUGUUGUGAUGGGCAGUUUCGAUCGCCUUCAUCUUUACAUCUGGAAUAACAGGAAAUCGUUGUGGGAGGAAACCCCUUCCAAGAAAAUAGAGAAUCUUUUCACGGUCACCUCCCUCACUUGGAAGAAAGAUGGAUCUAGAGUUGUUUGCGGUGGUCUAGGAGGCUCCGUCUUGAUGUUCGAAUCAGUCUUGAGACGCACGAUAUGGAAAGAUAAGUUCGAAAUCACUUACGUUGGCCCCAACCAGGUUCUGGUCAAACCCCUGAAUUCGAAUGGGAGAGGUGUCAUCCUCAAAUCGCAGUAUGGAGGUGAGAUAGACGACGUCAAGAUAAUGGGACACGACAGUUACUUGGUAGCUCGAACUGAGGACACUCUAAUGGUGGCUGCUCUGCAUAAAAAUUUGCUCAGCGAGGUGCCCUGGGACAACAGCGCCCACCUGGAGAAGUUCUACUUUGAAAACCCGUCCGUCUGUACCAUCUUCAACGCCGGCGAGCUCUCUCUGGUUGAGUACGGGGAGAACCAGGUCCUAUGCUCUGUUAGGACCGAGUUUGCCAAUCCUCACCUGAUGAGCGUCCGUCUCAACGAGAGACACCAGGUGCUGGAGAACAAGAAGUUGGCCUACCUGCUGGAUCUGAAGACGAUAUGCGUGCUGAACCUGAUCAACGGCGUCACUGUGGCCCAGAUCACCAACGACUCGAAGAUCGACUGGCUGGAGCUGAACGAGCUGGGGCAGAAGUUGCUGUUUAGGGACAAGAAGCAGAGGCUUAUCCUGGUGGACAUCCUCACCAAUUCAAAGCAAACGAUCUUCACGGGAGUCAGUUUCGUUCAAUGGGUAGAAGGAAGCGACGUUGCCGUGGCGCAGUCAGAUAACAACCUGGCCAUUUGGUACAACAUUGACAUGCCAGAAAAUCCAACGAUCGUCCAGGUCAAAGGUGACGUCACUGAUGUCGUCAGAAGCGACGGCAAGACUGAAGCAGUUUGCGUGGACGGCAACAACACUUUUUCUAUAGAAUUGGACGAAGGCUUGGUGGAAUUCGGCACUGCCCUCAACGACAACGACUACAGCCGAGCCGUGCUCUUCCUGGAAUCGAUGGGACCCUCGCCCGAGUCUAUGGCCAUGUGGCAGAACCUUUCCCAAAUCGCACUCAAGCAGCAAAACCUCACUUUGGCCGAACGUUGCCAGGCCGCGUUGGGCAACGUUGCCGCUGCUCAUUUCUUCCACGAAACCUCCGACAUAGGUCUCAGGUACGCCGAGAGGUUCAACGACUAUGGAUCCAACUCUCCGGAGGUGCACGCCAGGCUGUCCAUCGUCGAGGGCGACCUGAGCACCGCGGAGAACAUUUACCUGGAGCAGGGUGACCUGGAGGGAGCCUUGCAGAUGUACAAAGACGUCUACAAGUGGGAUCAGGCAUUGCGUCUUGCCAAACAGCGAAACUACGAAAACCUCAAGGGUCUGCAAGAAGAGUACAUGAAGCUGUUGAAGGAUACCAAUCAAUUGGAAAAGGUAGGCGAGGUUCUGGAGAGCGAAGGCAAGUUUGAGCAAGCUCUUGUGAUGUAUCUGAAGUCGAAGAAACUUGUUAGGAUACCCAGCUUACUGUUUCAACACUCUGAGCUGAUGGAGGACACUAACUUGGUGUCCAAUGUUCUGAAGCAACUGCUGAGGUACGAGAUGUUCGAGGCAGCCGCUGAUAUCUACGAGAAGCUGGACAAGCCGGAUUUGGCUCUGGAAUGUUAUAAGAAAGGAAAAUCUUGGAGCAAAGCCCUUGAACUGGCCAGGGUGAGAAGCCCAGACCAAGUGGUCAACCUCGAGGAGCAAUGGGGCGACAGUUUGGUGGAGACCAAGCAGCUAGACGCUGCCAUUAGCCACUAUAUAGAGGCUGGAGCAACCCUUAAGGCUCUAGACGCGGCGGUAGGUGCCAAGCAAUGGAAGAAGGCGGUACACAUCAUCAAAGUUCUGGAGAUGUCCGAGUCUGUCAAGAAAUAUUACGUGGCUAUAGCUAAUCAUUUCGCCUCUGUGAAGGAGUACGCUUUAGCAGAAAAAUUGUACAUAAUGAGUGGACUGUAUCGUGAGGCGGUGAACAUGUACAAUAGUGCCGGUCAGUGGGAGAACGCCCACGCCUUGGCAUCGGAAUAUCUUGACCAGGAGGAGGUGACCGACAUGUACCUUAAGCAAGCCGAGCUGCUGGAGGACCAGAAGAAGUACAGGGACGCAGAGAAACUGUACCUUUCGGUGAACGCGCCAGACAUGGCCAUAGCUAUGUAUAAGAGGGCGGAGCAAUAUGACAAUAUGGUGCGCCUGGUAGAAAGGUACCAUCCAGACCUUCUGCAGACGACGCACAUGCACCUUGGGCAGCAGCUGGAGGGUCAGGCCAAGUACAGGGCGGCCGAAGUGCAGUACCUUGCUGCUGGUGAGUGGAAGGCAGCCAUGAAUAUGUAUAGGGGUGUCAACAUGUGGGAAGAAGCGUACAGGGUGGCCAAACAAAACGGAGGACCAAGAGCAGCCGAACAGGUGGCUUUCCUAUGGGCCAAUACUCUCCCAAUAGAUUCCGCCAUCAAGCUGUUGAACAAGUACGGAAUUCUGGACGCCUGCAUCAACUACGCUUGCGAGACCUACCAGUUCAACUUUGCGUUUCAGCUCAGCAAGAAUCUCCCGUUAAAGAAAAAAGAGGUCCAUUACAAAUACGCCAUGGCGUUGGAGGACGACGGCAAGUUUGCGGAGGCCGAGGAGGAGUUCAUAAAGGCGGAGAAGUCCAAGGAGGCCAUAUUCAUGUACAUACACGGCAAGAACUGGAUCGACGCGUUGAGAGUGGCUGAAACCCACGACCCGACCUCUGUGGCAGACGUUUUGCAGGCGCAAGCGGCGCAAUGUUUCAACGAUAAGGAAUUUUCGGAGUUCGAGUCUCUGCUCUUGAGGGCGCAGGUGCCGGAGUUGAUAGUGCAGAAGUACAAGUCGACAGGAAUGUGGGUGGACGCUCUGAGAGUCAGCAAAGACUACCUCCCUCACUUGUACCCCUCCCUCCAAUCAGAGUACACGAAAUCCCACCAAUACCAAAUGGGCGACAAAAGCAUAGAAACCAUCCUGUCACAAGCAAACGAGUGGGCUUUGGCCGGACAGCACAAGCAGGCCGUGGACUGCUUACUUCAAGUAGACACCACCAUUGCAGACCCUCCAAUAGUGAAGAGGGCCUUAGUCAGAGCUGCAGAUGUCGUAAACAAGUUCUUGUUCGGGCAAGAAGCCGUGGACAUCAUCAAAGUUUUAUCCCCUAGAUUGAUGCAGAUGGGAGAGCACGAGCAUGCGGCCCAGCUGUAUAUAAGUGUGGAGAUGUUCAAGGAAGCUAUAGACUCGUUGAUAGCCGCAGAAGAUUGGAGCAGAGCGAGGAAAAUUGCCAAAGAAUUAGAUCCGGUUUAUGAGAACUAUGUAGAAACGAAGUAUAAGGAUCGCCUGUUGAAGAAGGGAGAUGUGGAGCAACUGGCAGACGUAGACAUUAUAGGGGCUUUAGACCUCCUAGCCGAGCAAGGACAGUGGACGCGAUGUUUAGAAAAAGCCAAAACCCACAAUCCUCCUAUCUUGCAUAAAUACGUCGCUCUGUACGCUGCAAAGCUGCUUAAAGACGGUUUCGUCAGGGAGGCUUUGAAUCUAUAUUCAUCCUACGGAGCUCCGGCGAUGCCUCAAAACUUCAACAUAUACAAUCAUAUCGCUACUGAAAUGUUUGCUCUUCCCGAUCUCUCUGGACCAGACAGUUACAACGAAUGGGAGAAACUGAGACAGAUGUUGUUCGAAAUCGUUGAAAGUCUAGAAACUAUAAACCACGAGGUGAAAAGCCAUUUCAAGAAUUUAUUGAUGAUUUCGCACUUCUACGCGUUGAGAGCAACUUGCAGAGAUGUUCCAACUUUGAAAUCGAUAGCUGUGAAGAUAAGUUGCGCCCUUCUAAGAUAUUCGGAUAUCAUUCCUGCAGACAAGGCCUAUUACGAAGCAGGAAUGGACAUGAAGAGUGAAGGCAGAUACUCUGAGGCUUUCGUUUUCUUGAAUCACUAUUUGGAUCUGUGUGAAGCCAUCGAAGAGGGUGAGGGGCAGCUGGUAGAUCACUCGGAUUUGGUUCAAACCGAUUUUCCAUCCAAUGUGCCGAUACCUAACCAGCUUUACCUGAGAGAUGAUCCUCAAGAACAUGACAGCGUAAGAGAAUGGGUCUUGACUGUCAGUAUGGACCAAAGAAUCGAACAGACUCUGCCCCUGGAUGACAGACAAUUGUAUGCUUCAAGUCUGCAGCAUGGAGAACCACCCUGUAUUGUAACCGGUUUUCCAGUACGCAAACAGCCUGUAGUAUUUGGCAAGAAUCAUGUUCAAGCUAAUAAGGACGCUUGGUCCAAACUUAAUAUGGGAUCCAAAAUGGCACCAGAGUCGAAUGUUUCUAAUGUUCUUUCCUUUAUUCAGAAGUGGUGUGGAUCACCAAGUGUUUAAAUUUUUUUUUAUUAGUUUCUAUAGUUUGAUCAAGUGAUAUUCAAAUACUUUGUUUGUUAUAAAUAAUAAAGAUUGAAAUGAAGAA